Molecule: messenger RNA, 3180 nt
Organism: Oncorhynchus gorbuscha (pink salmon)
Lineage: Eukaryota; Metazoa; Chordata; Actinopteri; Salmoniformes; Salmonidae
Product: ensconsin-like
Exons: 20
Coding region: 231-2474 (747 amino acids)
Biological process (GO): microtubule cytoskeleton organization
Cellular component (GO): microtubule cytoskeleton
Source: RefSeq, a predicted model, not a curated record
UUGUGCCCAUACUGUCGUUGAUAAAGCCAAGGAAUGCGUACACGUCGUUCAGAAACCUUUAUUUAUCAGUAUGAUUAGCCUAUUCUUUAGGGGGGGAACGGAACAGGUGCAUGAACAGCGAUCAGAGAUGUGAUUAAAACAGAAGUGUGUGUUGUCCUCCACCUGUCCGCCAGGGGACCGGUUUCCCCCGUUCCACCGUCUCCAGGCUAAUCCCUCAGUCGACGUCAGGAAUGGCCGACCAGGACAGCAGCAACGCAUCUCCAGAGACACAAGUCUCUGACUCUCAGACCAAAGCAGAGGAGAGGAGAUGGUCGGGUCAGACCCAGUCCUCCACCCCGACUGUAACAUUAUCACCUACUCCCAGCAACAAUGCUGCUAACAAACCAGAGCCGUUGGUCCUCAAGAUCGACGAGCGACAGAGACUGGCCCGGGAGCGUCGAGAGGAGAAGGAGAAACAGACCGCUGCCAGGGAGGCUGUGUGGCAGGAGAGGGAGGAGAGGGCCAGACACUACUAUGACAAACACCUGGAGGAGAGGAAGAGGAAGAUGGAGGAACAGAGGAGGAAGGAGGACAGGAGACGAUCUGCUGUGGAGGAGAAGAGAAGACAGAACCUGGAGGAAGAGAAGGCCCGUCAUGAGGCGGUGAUGCGUCGGACGAUGGAGCGAAGUCAGAGAGCCAAACACACACCCAACCGCUGGUCCUGGGGCGGAGCACUGCCUGGAAACACACCCACCACACCCGGGGGUUUUGUCGAGUCGUCGUUCCUCUAUCCCCUCGACCUAGCAGGGCUGGAGCACCAUCUCCAAGGUGCAUUCAGUGUCUACCGCAGAUACGGCCUGAGCCACCAAUAUGCUGACAGACGGUCUGUGUCGACCAUGAACCUUUCUAAACAUGCAGCUGAUCCAGUUAUAACCAAGAGACUGUCCUACUCCUCUGCCACACUCUUACAUUCUCCAGACCGAGUGUUACAGAAAAGGACCUCCUCUUCACCCUUACUUAACAAAUCACAGUUCAAACUCCGCCUACCAGGGGGAAAGACCGCCCACUACAAACCCCAAGGCAUGCGUUGUAUGCCGCUGACCCCGUGGGAGAACACAGUGGUCAAUCGUCUGCUACAGCCCACACACUCCUACCUGGCACGCAGCCGCAGCGCCAUGAGCCUGUCUGGAGACACAGGAGCCUUGCCUGUAUGUCCUCGCUCGGUGUCCUGCCACCCUAUGGGAUCUAUGUCCUUCAAGUCCAUCCAGUCCCAGCCUCUGACCGUCUGCCGCAGCCAAGAGCCACGCCUCCCCAUGGACAUGACCAACCGCAGGAGGACCACCGGCAACGCACCGGAUAAACAUAAGGACUUUGUCAGGAAGUCUUGGAGCAACCUCUCCCUGCCUCUGGCCACACCUCCUCUGACCACGCCUACUGACAAGAGGUUCCGGUCACCAGGGAAACAGCAGAGUAGAGUGACACCGCCCUCACCUGGCAGACCCCCCCAGAAGCUGUCCCUUCCUCCCUACAGACCCCCCCAGAAGCUGUCCCCUCGCCCCUCCACCCCCAAGCAGCUACGGUCUCCCCGUGGAGAGGACUUGGGGAACCUCAGGCCCAGCAGGACAGUGCCAGAGAGCCUGUCUCUAAUUGGACUACAGGCAGGAGGACCUGAGGGAGACCAGGGGGCUGUGACCCCCUCCCAGCCCCGCCCCCAGAGCCUGGGCCAACCCAAAGCCUUCCCCAGCACAGACACGAAGGACACACUGUCAGCAGUCAGCGAGAGUGUGGGCAGUUCCCCAGCCCAUAAGUCUACUGCGGGCACCACAGACCCAGAGGAGGCCACACGGGUCCUGGCAGAGAAACGCAGACAAGCCCGGGAACAGAGGGAGAGAGGGGAGGAGAGGAGAGGGAUACAGGAGGCAGAGAGGUGUGGUAAGGCUGAGGAGAGACAGAGGAGAGAGGAAGAGGAGGAGAGAAGAAGGAGGGAGGAGGAGGAGGAGAGAGCCCAGCAGGAGAGAGAGGAGGCAGAGCGACUGCAGAAACAGAGAGAGGAGGAGGAAUGUCGGCAGAGGGAGGAUGCAGACAGACUGAGGAAGGAGAGAGAGAAACAUUUUCAGAAAGAAGAGGCUGAAAGGUUGGAGAGGAAGAAGCGGCUGGAGGAGAUCAUGAAGAGGACGCGUCGCUCAGAUCAAGUGGAGAAGAAAGCCACUCUUCAAAAGAACAUAGACGAAUCAGCGUCAAACUGUGAUUCUCCGGACCCCUCAGUGAGCCUGUCAGGGGCCGAGCACAGGGACCGCAACGGAGCCUCCAACCCUAACACUGACCCCAGCCUCAACACUGACCCCAGCACAGCACUGCUGCCACCUGCUGACGAGAGGGAGAACGGUUUGUUUGAGGAGGUGAUUGUUCUCCCUGCUGACUCCAGACUUCCUCCUGGUGAGGAGCAGCAUGUACCUGCCACUGCGUUCCAGGAGAACGGGAUCGUGAAGGAGUAGAUGACCCUCCAACAACACACAGCAGAUGUCUGAUGGCUGGAAAACAGGAGAUGCUGCCCUCCUUCUCAAGACUUCUCACAGCAUCUUCUGGCCUGGAGAGAAUCUGUUCCCAACUCAAUGCUGCUCUCCUUCUCAAGACUUCUCACAGCAUCUUCUGGCCUGGAGGGAAUCUGUUGCCAACUCAACCUAGAGGUUUCUACAGGGGUGGAAGGGGAUACUAAACCUAGAGGUUUCUACAGGGGUGGAAGGUGAGGAGGUAAACCUAGAGGUUUCUACAGGGUUGGAAGGUGAGGAGAUAAACCUAGAGGUUUCUACAGGGUUGGAAGGUGAGGAGAUAAACCUAGAGGUUUCUACAGGGUUGGAAGGUGAGGAGAUAAACCUAGAGGUUUCUCCAGGGUUGGAAGGUGAGGAGGUUAACCUAGAGGUUUCUCCAGGGUUGGAAGGUGAGGAGGUUAACCUAGAGGUUUCUCCAGGGUUGGGAGGUGAGGAGGUUAACCUAGAGGUUUCUCCAGGGUUGGAAGGUGAGGAGGUUAACCUAGAGGUUUCUCCAGGGUUGGAAGGUGAGGAGGUUAACCUAGAGGUUUCUCCAGGGUUGGGAGGUGAGGAGGUUAACCUAGAGGUUUCUCCAGGGUUGGAGGUGAGGAGGUUAACCUAGAGGUUUCUCCAGGGUUGGAAGGUGAGGUAAAGAAAGAAUAGUGUACACUAC